CUUUUGUAAAUAAUAACAAGCUGGUCUUCAUGUAAAAACAAAACAUGUGACUCACCUAAAGCAUAAUUCUAUGAAAAUCAGUAUAUUGUAUAGUCACACCCUAAUCAAUGUCCAUAGAGUACAUUAUUUAAAGGAGUGAAUUAAUCAAGUACUAAAAUUCUCAAACUGUGAGAUGUGAAUACAUUUCAACAAAAAUAUUUCUUAUUAUACAAGUUAAUUCAUGGCUAAUUUAUCUUCUAAACUCUUUCUUCUUCUCUUAACAAUCUUCCAUUCACCCACUUCAGCUUUCAACAACACCACUUCUUCCUCAACAACAUUGCAUGCAAAAAUCUCUUCAAUAAAAUCCUUCUGCAGAAAUACUCCAUAUCCUGAAGUAUGCUUCAAUUCAUCAAAACUCUCCAUCUCAAUAGACAUAAAUCCAAACAUCAUUAACAUCCUUCUUCAUUCCCUCCAAGUAUCAAUAUCUGAAACCACAAAGCUCUCUAAUCAAUUCAACAAUGCUCACUCAAACAUCGUAGAGAACAAAAGAGGAGCUAUACAAGAUUGCGAAGAACUUCAACAAUCUACCUUAUCUUCACUAAAAAGAUCAUUGUCUGGAAUUCGUUCAUCAAAAUCUAGAAAGUUAGUUGAUGCAAGAACUUAUCUAAGUGCAGCCCUUACCAACAAGAACACAUGUUUAGAAAGCUUAGAUUCUGCUUCAGGUACACUGAAGCAAGUUUUAGUUGAUUCAGUGAUCAACACUUACAAACAUGUUAGUAAUUCUCUGUCAAUGUUUCCUAAGCCUGAGGUAAGAGCUUCUAAAGGACAUGGAAACCGGCGUUUAAUGGAUGCUCUCAUGUGGUUAUCAAGCAAAGAUCACCGCAGGUUCUUGCAAAGCACCGACAAUGUGAUUGUUGUGGCUGCAGAUGGAACGGGAAACUUUAGCACCAUUAAUGAAGCCAUUGAAUUUGCUCCAAAUAACAGCUAUGCUAGGAUAAUAAUCUAUGUAAAAGAAGGGAUAUAUGAGGAAAAUGUUGAAAUUUCAAGCAAUAAAACCAAUAUUGUUCUACUUGGUGAUGGAAGGGAUCAAACUGUCAUUACUGGCAAUAGAAGUGAUGUUGAUGGAUGGACCACCUUCAGAUCUGCAACUUUAGCGGUUUCUGGCGAAGGCUUUCUGGCACGUGAUAUAGCUUUUGAGAACAAGGCAGGACCAGAGAAGCAUCAAGCAGUUGCAUUAAGAGUGAACGCAGACGUAACAGCUUUUUACAAAUGUGCAAUGUAUGGUUACCAAGACACACUUUAUGUUCACUCAUUUAGACAAUUCUAUAGAGAGUGUGACAUUUUUGGGACCAUAGAUUACAUAUUUGGAAAUGCAGCAGUAGUUUUACAAGCAUGUAACAUUAUAUCAAGAAUGCCAUUACCUAACCAAUACACUGUAAUCACUGCACAGUCAAGAGAUUCACCUGAUGAAGACACUGGCAUCUCAAUCCAAAACUGUUCAAUUUUAGCUACUACUGAUUUGUAUAACAACUAUAACAACAUCAAGAGUUACCUUGGAAGGCCUUGGAGGGUUUAUUCUAGGACUGUUUUCAUUGAGUCUUACAUUGAUGUGUUCAUUGAUCCAAUGGGAUGGACGAAAUGGUCUUCUGAUGAUGAUAAAGGGUUGGACACUUUGUAUUAUGGUGAGUUUGCAAAUUAUGGACCUGGUUCUGCGACGGAUAACCGAGUAAAAUGGUUAGGGUAUCAUUUAAUGGAUUUUGAUAGUGCAAAUAAUUUCACUGUUUCAGAGUUUAUUAUCGGUGAUGCUUGGAUUGGUUCUACUUCUUUUCCUUAUGAUGACGGGAUUUGAUCAGAGAAAUAACGAGGAAUAUAGGUUUAGCUUAUUUGUUCUACUUAGUCUUUUUACUCAGCUAAUGUAAACAAAAAGAGUAAAUGAUGAUUUUGGUCCCUAAACGGGUAUAGCACUGUCUAUGUAGUCAUCAAAUAAGUCGAAAUUACAAAUACAUCUCUAAGUAUAUUUUUUAUAA
Medicago truncatula (barrel medic) is the source of this 2006-nucleotide messenger RNA. RefSeq names its product probable pectinesterase/pectinesterase inhibitor 12. Gene Ontology annotation, biological process: cell wall modification. The record is from RefSeq and is a predicted model, not a curated record. Gene Ontology annotation, molecular function: pectinesterase activity; enzyme inhibitor activity. NCBI's taxonomy places the organism in Eukaryota, Viridiplantae, Streptophyta, Magnoliopsida, Fabales, Fabaceae. The transcript has 2 exons. Bases 221 to 1828 code for a protein of 535 amino acids.